AUGGAGGGCCUCAAGACCCUGUUGGUGGCCAAUCGAGGCGAAAUAGCCUGUCGACUGAUCAAAGCCGCAAAGGAGCUGAAUAUCAGAGUCAUAACAAUAUAUUCCGAGACAGACAGUGCUUCUUUGCAUGUCAUGUUGGCGGAUAAAGCGUGCUUACUGAAGGGUGACGCGCGCACGGCAUAUCUCGACGGGUCACAAAUUAUCGAGAUUGCCAAAACAAACGUGGUCCAGGCCAUUGUUCCUGGUUAUGGCUUUCUCUCGGAAAAUAGGCAAUUCGCCGCUGCAGUUGAAGCUGCAAGCAUGGUCUUCGUGGGCCCUUCUCCCCAAACGAUUGAAGCCUUUGGACUCAAGCACAUCGCGCGGGACCUAGCAAUCAAGGCUGGAGUACCAGUAGUUCCUGGAACGGAAGGUCUGUUGGACACAGAAGCUGCCGCCAUCGACAGCGCACGGCAAAUCGGAUACCCGGUCAUGUUGAAAGCGACAGCGGGAGGAGGCGGGAUGGGCUUGAUGGUGUGUAACGACGAACAGGAUGUCCACCGUCACUUCCGCGCCGUGAAAUCUCGUGGCGACACUUUGUUCAAGAACUCCGGAGUCUUCAUUGAACGGUACUUCGCCGCCAGCCAUCAUAUUGAGGUUCAGAUAUUUGGAAACGGCCACGGGAAGGUGAUCAGCAUUGGCGAGAGAGAAUGCUCUAUUCAACGGAGGCAUCAGAAAGUGAUUGAAGAAUGCCCCAGCCCGUUUGUGGUGUCACGGCAUCCCGAGUUACGAACCAAACUCACGGAAUGCGCAAUUGGCCUCGCGGCGAGCGUCAAUUACCGCUCAGCCGGCACAGUUGAAUAUCUUGUCGACGACGAAACCGGUGACUUCUUUUUCCUGGAAAUGAAUACACGCCUGCAAGUUGAACACGGCAUUACCGAAAUGUGCUACAAUGUGGAUCUCGUUCAACUCAUGUACCAGCAAGCAAAUGGACAGCUCCUCGGCAAAGGGGGCAUUGGCGUCCAAGAGCUCGACCGCCUGCAAAACAGGCUGCUGAGCCCACGCGGACACGCCAUAGAAGCGCGAGUCUAUGCAGAAAACGCCGCCCGCGAUUUCGCCCCAGCCACGGGACUCUUACAGCAAGUCGAUUGGCAUAUACUCCCCGGCACCAGGAUCGACUCCUGGAUCAGGGCCGGUAACACAGUCGGUCACGAAUACGAUCCCAUGCUUGCAAAGGUGAUACAGUUUGCGUCCACCAGAGACGAGGCAAUUGCUGCCUUGGAUACAGUUCUUUCUAGGAGCGACAUUUGCGGACCAGUUACCAACUUGGGCUUCCUGCGGUCAAUUAUUCAGCAAGGGCGAUUCAAAGCUGGAGAUACAACCACGGCAUUCUUAAGCAACUUCCGGUACCGGCCAACCGCGAUCGAUGUCAUCUCGGGCGGCUCUCAGACCCUGGUUCAAGAUUUUCCCGGAAGACCGUCCGUUGGCCACGGCUUUGGACACAGUGGGCCGAUGGACCCGAUAGCUUUUCAGAUCGCCAAUGCCCUGGUUGGCAACCCUCUCGGUACUGAGGGCCUCGAGAUUACCAUCAGUGGGCCGGAGUUGCUUUUUAUCAGUCCAGCCGUCAUUGCACUGUGCGGGCCACCUGUCCAUGCAGCUCUUGAUGGCCAGGAGGUACCCUUAUGGACCCGGUUGGAUAUUGCAGCAGGACAAAGGUUGAGAAUCGGACAAAUAAUGACCGGCUGCCGAGUUUAUAUGGCUGUCUACGGAGGCUUCCCGAGAAUUGCAAAAUGGUUCGGUAGCAAGGCCACCAAUCCUGGCGUUUCUGCAGGUGGAUAUCAAGGUCGCGCCCUGCGGUCAGGGGAUCUAUUGGAGGUGACUGGCGCCGAAAACCUCCCUGAAUUGGGAUGUGCUAGGUCCCUAAACAUUCCAAAAAGUCUUUGGCCGAGAUACUCUCAUCAUUGGAACCUGCUGGCAAUACCUGGCCCAUAUGAGACAGGUUAUUUGACGGCGGAAGACAUCGACAUGCUAUAUUCACAGACAUGGAAAAUCAGUCAUAACGCCGCUCGAGGCGGUAUUAGGCUCAUUGGACCGGGACCCGAAUUUGCACGCGCUGACGGUGGAGACGGAGGUUCCCAUCCCAGCAAUGUCAUCGAAUAUGGAUACCCUAUCGGUGGAUUAAACUGGACUGGAGGCGAGGCUGUUUUGCUUCCUGUGGAUUCACCGGACUUUGGAGGUUUCAUCUGCUCCUUGACUGUGGUUAAGUGUGACUGGUGGAAAAUGGGCCAGAUGCGGCCAGGAGAUAGCGUCCGUUUCCAUCGGGCUAAUCUCUCCACCGCGUUGAGCUGCCGGAGGAGAAACGAGGAUUUCAUCGCAAACAUCGUGACCUCUCUGAAGUCAGGAGCAUGGGAUCUGGUGACGGGAAUUGACGAUGCAGCGCCAGAUUCCGAGAGCUACUCCGAGGGUGCAGAUAUUGUCAAAAUCAUCGAAGAGACGGCCCAUCGGCCAAGGGUCACUUAUCGAGCAGGCGGUGACAGCUUUCUACUGGUGGAUUACGGCGUCGGCAAGGCUGACCUGAAUCUGAAGUGUCGUGCUACCACACUCAAGAGGUCCUUCGAAACAGGGCAGAAUGUUGGCAGCUUGAAGACUACCGGUGGGGAGGGUGCUGUGCUCAACAUGGUGACCUGUGGAAACUCGCUCAUGAUCCAUUUUGACAGUCUUCGUCUGGCGAGAGAGGACUUGGUCAGUCGGUUGGUAGAGCUCGAAGAGAGUCUUGGGUCGAUGAUGAAUUCGACAAUCCCCCAUCGCCGAUUUCGACUCCCGAUCGUCUUUUCCCACCAGAAAUUGGAAGACACCAUCCAUCGAUACACGGUGAACCAACGAUCCUCGGCCCCUUACCUUCCUGACCCGUUCCAUUUCAUGGCCGAAAACAACGGAAUCACGGUCCAAGAGCUCAAGGCGCUGCUCUUGAAUCUCGAGGCGGUCGUGAUCGGCGUUGGAUUCCUGAUGGCCCUUCCACAGUGCAUUCCAGCCGACCCGCGUCACCGGCUCAACGUGCCCAAGAUGACUCCGAGUCGAGUUUUCACUCCUGGCGGUACUGUCGCGUGGGGCGGGAAUGCCAUUGCCAUCUACACCCAGGACUCACCUGGAGGCUAUAUGCCCGCUGGCUUGACGAUUCCGGGGGUUGACAUGUAUGGCUACAAGGCGGGAUUCUCCCGAGACCGCCCGUGGAUGUUCGAAGACAUGGACAUGAUCACAUUCUACGAAGUGGAUCCCCAAACUUACGACGUCAAAAUGGCCGAGUUCAUCUCGGGAAACUACCAAUUCGAAUAUGUCGAUGGAGUCUUUAGCCUGGCGGAUCACAACAAGCUUCUUGACGCCGUGGGAGAAGAGGCCAAGGAGUUGGAUGCCACCAGGGCGGUCGCCCAACAGCGUAUGGCGACGCUGGAGAAGGACUCGUUCGAGAAGUGGGUGGGAGAGAAGAAGACGAGAGAAGCAGGAAUCAACCACGCUGAGCUGCUCUCAGGAGGAGAUCCCAACGUAGAAGUCAUAGAGGCCCCGACCAACGCCAACGUUUGGAAAGUGACCUCGGCCAACGGCCAGAUUCUGAAGGCCGAACAAUCCAUCAUCACUCUGGAGGCGAUGAAGAUGGAAAUCCAGGUGUCGGUCCCAGAUCGACUGGAUUCGGCCACUUUGGAACGUCUCCUGGUGGCGCCCGGAGAUAUCGUGGAAAGCGGUCAAGCGCUGGCCAUUGUCAGGCUACCAAAGAAAAAGUAG
Messenger RNA from Capronia epimyces CBS 606.96, 3753 nucleotides. Its product is annotated as acetyl-CoA/propionyl-CoA carboxylase. Gene Ontology annotation, molecular function: metal ion binding; ATP binding. Lineage: Eukaryota; Fungi; Ascomycota; Eurotiomycetes; Chaetothyriales; Herpotrichiellaceae. The coding region runs from base 1 to 3753 and encodes 1250 amino acids. The record is from RefSeq and is a predicted model, not a curated record. The transcript has 4 exons.